AUGGAGGCUUCUGGUAGUGAUUCUGGUUUCAACAAGAUGUUCAAAGUGUUCAAACUGGAUCGAUUUGAUGGCUCAAAUUUCACCCGCUGGAAAGACAAAUUGCUGUUCUUUCUCACGGAGUUGGGAAUAGCAUAUCUGCUGAGUUCUGAUCUUACUGCAAUGCCAGAACCUACUGCUGAAGAUUCUGACGAAAUUAAGGCGGCACGCAAAAAACGUGAAGAUGAUGAGGUGCGCUGUAGAGGUUUCAUUUUAAACUCACUUUCUGAUCGUUUAUAUGAUUUGUUCCGUCCUCACAAAUCACCACAAGAAAUCUGGAAAGCCUUGGAACAGAAAUAUACUGCUUUGAAGCAAGGAACGGACAGAUUCCUUGGAAUGAAAUUUUUUGAAUUUCAAAUGAUAGAUGGGAAAUCUGUCAUGGAACAGGUUGAUGAGUUGCUGGUUUUGAUAUCUAGACUCAAAGAUUUUAAAGUCGAUGUUUCUGAAUCUCUUCAAGUGGCUGCUAUACUUGCAAAAUUACCAGCCACUUGGAAUGACUAUAGGAAGAAAUUAUUACAUUCUUCCGAAGACUUUAAUGUGGACCAAUUGACAAAGCAUAUUCGGAUUGAAGAAGAGUCACGAAAAUGUGAAAAUAAAUAUGCUGCGGAAACUAGUUCAAAGGUGAAUUAUGUUGAGUCUAGUAAGGCAAACAACUCAGGAAAAUCUGAAAACAAGGCUGGAAAGAAGAGAAAGUUUGAGGCUGCUCCAAAGGAAAAUUCUUCUAACAUUAAGAAAGGUCCAUGUUAUACUUGCGGAAAAAUGGGUCAUUUAAGAGAGAUUGUCGAUUUCGUAAGAGACAGAAAAAUGAAGAAAAUGCUAGACAGAAGAGGGUAA
Messenger RNA from Nicotiana attenuata, 870 nucleotides. RefSeq lists its product as uncharacterized. The coding region runs from base 1 to 870 and encodes 289 amino acids. The record is from RefSeq and is a predicted model, not a curated record. Lineage: Eukaryota; Viridiplantae; Streptophyta; Magnoliopsida; Solanales; Solanaceae. The transcript has a single exon.